Messenger RNA from Pangasianodon hypophthalmus (striped catfish), 3708 nucleotides. It is a transcript of the gene plek, whose product is annotated as pleckstrin. The transcript has 9 exons. The coding region runs from base 108 to 1166 and encodes 352 amino acids. The record is from RefSeq and is a predicted model, not a curated record. Gene Ontology annotation, biological process: actin cytoskeleton organization; intracellular signal transduction. Gene Ontology annotation, cellular component: plasma membrane. NCBI's taxonomy places the organism in Eukaryota, Metazoa, Chordata, Actinopteri, Siluriformes, Pangasiidae.
UACACUUAUCAGUUAGGCACCAGAAAUAAAAGCUGCUGCGUGGUGCUGUGGUCUUCACAUUUAACGUCCCUCGCUUUUGUAUAAGCAGCUAAGCACAGCCAGUAGCUAUGGAGCCCAACAUCAUCAGAGAGGGAUAUCUGGUAAAAAAGGGCACUGUGCUGAAUUCAUGGAAAGUGGUGUGGGUGGUGUUAGCAGAUGAUGCAAUAGAGUUUUUCAAGAAAAAGACAGACAGCAGUCCAAAGGGCAUGAUUCCAUUAAAAGAAGCUGUGUUGACCAACCCGUGCCAGGACUUCAGCAAAAGAACGUUAGUGUUCAAGGUGACCACAGAAAAGAAGCAGGACCAUUUUUUCCAAGCAACCCACCUGGAGGAGAGAGAGGCAUGGGUGAAAGAUAUCAAGAGAGCCAUCACUUGUCUGCAGGGCGGAAAGAAGUUUGCCAGGAAGUCUACCAGGAGGUCAAUUCGAUUGCCUGAAUCAGUUAACCUGAGUGAGCUCUACGUUUUAAUGAAAGACCAAGACACAGGAAUUAAAGAAAUGAAACUGGAAAAAGACAAGAAGCUUUUCAACCACUGCUUCACUGGUGACACAGUGAUUGACUGGCUGAUCUCUCAGGGGAAGGCGAGGAACCGGUCUGAGGGUGUAAUGCUGGCCACAGGGCUGCUGAAUGAAGGCUAUCUGCAGCCAGCUGGAGAGCUGUCUAAAGCAGCUGUGGAAAGCAGUGCGGAGUCUGCAUUCCUGGACCAGCCGGAUGCUCUGUACUACUUUGCAGAAAGUGGCUUCUUCUGUGAAGGCUACUCAAGUGAUGAGGAUGUGCUUGUAAAGGAGGAGUUCAGAGGAGCCAUAGUCAAGCAGGGCUGUCUGAUGAAACAGGGCCACAGACGAAAAAACUGGAAGGUGAGAAAAUUUAUCCUGAGAGAUGAUCCUGCAUAUAUCCACUACUAUGACCCUACCAAGGGCGAGGAGGAUCCUCUUGGCUCGAUUCACUUGCGUGGAUCUGUUGUGACUGCGGUGGAUUAUGUACCAGAUGCUAAGAGGCAUGACAUCGAGGGCAACUUGUUUGAGAUCAUCACUUCAGAUGAGAUACACUACUACCUGCAGGCAGCUACAGCUGAAGAACGCAAUGAUUGGAUCAAAGCCAUUCAAGUAGUGUCAAAGUCUGGAAAAUAACUGCAAAAGACCACUUCAGUCCAGAAGUAUCCUGACAAAAAAAGAGGACUCUUGUUAUUUUUUGACUGUUAACAAACAUUGUUAUUUUAUGUCAUACACAUGACAAAAAUGUCUAUGUUUCCCUUUUUACACAGCAAGUGUGCCAACUCAAAAAAGAUUAAGAUAAGAGACAGGAUAUGGAGCAUGAGUAUCUUGGUCUUUUAUAUCAAUGAUAAUCCAGGAAACUGUUGAAAUCUUCACAGUCCAGCCACUUCCUGUUUCUGUGACCAAAUGCAUCGCUUCCUGUCUGUUCUACAUUCUUGCCACUCUGCGGUUAGCCCAUUGUAUGUUGCCUUACACUUAUCACUUAUUAAGCAUGUGAACCAGCUCCAUUUAUGGCAUUCUAAAUGAGGGGUGCACAUUCAGUACAACAGUACAACUCCAACACUAAAUCAAUAUGCCUUUCGUCAAGAGCUCAGGUAAUGUUCACAACAAACAUCAGAAUCGGGGGAAAAUGUGAUCUCGGUGAUUUUGACCAUGGCAUGGCUAUUGGUGCCAGACAGGCUCAUUGACAAAGAACAGCCUCUAGAGUUCACACAGAAUGGUGCGAAAAACAAAAAUAAACACCCUGUAAGUGGCGGUUCUGCAGGCAGAAACACCUCAAUAACUCAAAAGUUCAAAAAUAAAUACCACAAAUAAAUAGGCAAAAAUAGUAUUAAAUAAUAUUCUGAGCCUAAUAUUUGAAUAGUAAUGAAUGGUUUGAAAAUAAACAAGGGAAAUGGAAUAGAAAAAAAGGGAUAUGUGUUGUGUAACAGCUGAAACAGCCACCCACCUAGUUAUACUCUUUGCCAGCUGGAUGAUGAUCUUUUUAUGAUAUUAACCUCAAAAUGCAAAUGAUGUGUGAGCAUAUGUUCAUCAUGGGCCUCAUGUGGAUCUCAGAAUCUUACCAAGGGUUGAGGCAAAGUUGCUUGUGCACCCAAGUUAAUGUGAGGAAAAACUAAGCUACCAUUUAACACAAGAUACAAUAAUUCACCCAACAGAGUAUCUAAUCCCCUGUUUAUACAUAUUGUAAUACAAAAUACAGAUAGGAUCAGAUGGCUCCUAUUUAAUAUGCAUAUACAAUAUAUUGUGUGUAAUUAGGAUUUUUUUUUUUGUUCUGUCUGCCGAGCGUUGUCUGACUACCGAGGUCACUUUCCCAACACAAGGGGACGGUGUUCUGUCAAACACAUUUGUGUAGCACAAGACCCUGAGAAUACUGAAAGGCAACUCAAUAAGUGAUUUGAUCCUUUGGAGUCAUUUGAUUCACCACUAAGAAUAGCUACUGCAUGACGAAUAAGUGAACACAAAACAAGAAUUUUUGAAUAAUUAGAAUCAUGUCAAAUCACAGUAUCACCAGCUAAAGGACACUGAUACUGCUGAGUUGUGGUGGGACAACCAAUGCCUUGUGAAAGAGAUUUGAUUUGAUAUAAUCUAAGAUAGGGGUUUUCAACCUGUGGGGUUAGAGGGCCUAAGCACUGAUGAAGAUUACAAGAUGAAGAAUAAAAAAGUGAGUGACUGCAGCUCAAGCCUGUAAGUUGCAAAAGAAAUAAACUGCAGUAAACCUGUUUGCCCAGUAGUUAUUAGCAAUCUUUAUUCAUCCACUAGAGGGGGUGCAGUGAUCUCACUAGUAGUCUCCCUGAAUAAGCUGUAAUCCCAAACCAGCAGCCAGUAGCACCAUUCAUUAAUCAUCAGGAACUGAUUUAUCCUGGUCAGGGUCGCGGUGGAUCCGGAGCCUGUUACUGCAACACUGGUCAUGAGGUGGAGACACACCCUGAAUGGGUCCCUAGCCCAUCACGGGGGCCUGCACACACACACACACACACACACGCAUUCACACCUAGGGGCAAUUUCUCAUAGGCCACAAGAACAUUAGAGUGCAGGAAGAGAGCAAGAGCAUGGAGAGGAGGCCUGGCACAUAGUUUUUCAAGUCAUCCCAAAGGUGUUCAGUUGUGUUAAGGUCAUGGCUCUGUGCAGGCCACUCAAGGUCUUCAACACUAACCUUGGCAAAACCAUGUCUUCUUCAGUUGAUUUGAUAUCCAGUGACUGUGAAGGCCAUAGCAUAUGAUUUACAUCAGUUUUAUACUCAUUAUGCAAUUCAGUAAGCUGUUAUGCGUUGUGGAUGGGGACAUUAUCAUCCUGGAAGAGACCACUCUUAUCAGGUAAUAAAUGUUUAUCAUAAGAUAAAGUUGAUCAGUCAGAAUAACUUUUAAUUUGCAGUGACUCUGCCAUUUAAGAGCUCAAGUGGACCCAAACCCAAAAAACUUAACAGUCAUUCAUUUUUCCUUUAAUUUGUUGCCCGUCUGCAGGUUUUGUUAAACACAACAAAAAUAUAAUUGUUAAAAAGGACUCAUCAUUGCUCCUGCAUAAGCAUUUCAUACAAAAUGCGUGCAGUGGUCCAUCAACAACCUUCAUUUACAUGUACAAGUACUUUGUGCCUGUGUACGUUUGUUUCUACAAUUAAUUUUAUGUAACUGAUUUUUUUUUUCCAAAUCACAUUGUUAAUAAAGUGCACUUUGGUUUGCAA